Messenger RNA from Nothoprocta perdicaria, 587 nucleotides. RefSeq names its product thymosin beta 15B (gene TMSB15B). The record is from RefSeq and is a predicted model, not a curated record. Gene Ontology annotation, molecular function: actin monomer binding. NCBI's taxonomy places the organism in Eukaryota, Metazoa, Chordata, Aves, Tinamiformes, Tinamidae. The transcript is spliced from 3 exons. Gene Ontology annotation, cellular component: cytoplasm. Gene Ontology annotation, biological process: regulation of cell migration; actin filament organization. The coding region runs from base 47 to 184 and encodes 45 amino acids.
GGGCGAGCGGCGCGAGCGGAGCGGGACGCGGCGGCAGCGAGGCAAGAUGUGCGACAAGCCGGACCUCUCGGAGGUGGAGAAAUUCGACAAGAAGAAGCUGAAGAAAACCAACACGGAGGAGAAGAACACGCUGCCCUCCAAGGAGACUAUCGAGCAGGAGAAGCAGUGUGUGAAGUCUUCCUAGAGCAAGAUGGCCUGGCAGGAAGAGGCACCACUUUUUUGGGGGGGGGCUUUGAAUUAAAUCAUCUGUUUUUUUAAAUUUACAUCAUGUACGUGUAUAGAAAACGGCUGCAUYUAACCCACUGUCCCACCGUGCUGGCCGCUUCGGCAGGCGAAGGGCAACAAAACGCGGUCCCCUCCGGAUCCAUCGAUGGCCUGACCCGAGCCAGCCCCGUCCUUGCUGCCCAGAGGUCCCCGAUUUCGGCACUGAUUUCACUCGAGUGCCGUGGGGAGCUGAGCGUGGGCUGUGGAGCUCCAAGGGAUGGACCCCCCCCGGCAUGGGGGAGUGGGGAUCCUUUCUGAUCUGGCCUGUGGCCUGGGUCUGUCUCGCAUCACUCUUCACUCAUGGUGUCCUGUAGCCUCACUCA